AUGUGCCAAGACUCUGACUUGCUCAGCAAUUGCACUUCUGACUUGCAGUGUCCAUCACAGUGUCCAUCACAGUGCUGCAGUGAACAGUACGAUGGCUGUGUUGUUGAUUAUAAUGACGGCGCUCAUAAAUCUACCUAUUACCAGACACUCUUCAACAGUGUCAAUAUUCUUAUGGGUAUCGGUCUUCUUGCUUUCCCCUUUGCAUUCAAGCUCUCUGGUUGGAUUCUGGGCGUGGCAUGUCUGUGCAUUUUGAGUGGGGUUACGCGACAUACUGCCAAAGUGCUUGCCUUGUGUCUAGAUUGGACCCCCGAUACAGCCGACACGUCUGAUACGACCAACACAGCUGCGUUUGGACUUUCAGGCCGUAAUUUCAUUUCUUUUGUCUUUGUUCUUGAGCUUUGUGCAGCAUCUGUUGCACUGAUUAUUCUCACUGCUGACUCCAUUGUCGCUCUCUUCCCCAUGCUCGAUUUGGUUGUUGUAAAAAUAUGUGUUGUGGCUAUUGUUGUGCCGAUCACGUAUCCCCUGUCAUUGAACAUGGCUUCGUAUGGGAGCAUUGUUGGUAUUAUUGCAUUGCUAAACUUGCUUAUAAUUGUGAUGUUUAAUGGUUUGUCUACUACUGAAAGUCCAGGAUCACUGAUCGUUCCUGCCGAUACAAACAUAUUUCCUGAAUCAUGGUACUCUGUUCCCUUGGCAUUUGGUCUGAUUAUGGCUGGAUUCUGUGGACAUUCUGUGUUUCCUAAUCUGUAUCGUGACAUGAAGCAGCCUGAAUACUACAACAAAGUAGUCGAUCAUACUUAUAUCAUCAUUACAGCCACGUACCUUCUAAUUGCUUCAUUUGGCUAUCUCAUGUUCGGACCAUCGACCCUGCAGGAGAUCACUUUGAAUAUGCCUUUUGUCAAGUCUUACAACAAGGUAUUGACACAAGUUACGAUUUGGCUGGUUGCGCUCAACCCCAUUACAAAAUACUCUUUGGCGAUUUCUCCAGUGAAUACACAAAUAGAGCGGUCGAUUGCAUCUACGAUUCCCUGGAUGUGUCCAAACCCAUCAUGUCCUCCACUGGCACUGCGUAUUGUUACUCGUACCAUGGCUUCAAUGGUAGUUCUUAUAAUUGCUAUCCAGUUUCCAGGAUUCCAUUCACUCAUGGCCAUAUUGGGAAGCUUUUUUUCUUGCACCGUAUCCAUCGUCUUUCCUGAAAUAUGUUUUUUAAAGCUCUAUUGGAGACGCAUUACACGGUGGAGGAUCUGCUUUGAAAUAAGUGUGCUAGCAUUUGGACUGGUGUUUGGCACUUUGGGUACAGUUUGGGCGAUGCUGCCCAACACAGUACCUAAAUCUGUAAUGUAUCACAAUAAAUCGUGA
Batrachochytrium dendrobatidis JAM81 is the source of this 1356-nucleotide messenger RNA. RefSeq lists its product as uncharacterized. Gene Ontology annotation, biological process: proline transport; amino acid transmembrane transport. The transcript is spliced from 5 exons. Gene Ontology annotation, molecular function: L-glutamine transmembrane transporter activity. Gene Ontology annotation, cellular component: fungal-type vacuole membrane. The record is from RefSeq and is a predicted model, not a curated record. NCBI's taxonomy places the organism in Eukaryota, Fungi, Chytridiomycota, Chytridiomycetes, Rhizophydiales. The coding region runs from base 1 to 1356 and encodes 451 amino acids.